This is a messenger RNA of Pan troglodytes (chimpanzee), 1328 nucleotides long. It is a transcript of the gene VTI1B, whose product is annotated as vesicle transport through interaction with t-SNAREs 1B. Gene Ontology annotation, biological process: retrograde transport, endosome to Golgi; intracellular protein transport; macroautophagy. The record is from RefSeq and is marked validated. Gene Ontology annotation, molecular function: SNAP receptor activity; SNARE binding. NCBI's taxonomy places the organism in Eukaryota, Metazoa, Chordata, Mammalia, Primates, Hominidae. Gene Ontology annotation, cellular component: endoplasmic reticulum membrane; ER to Golgi transport vesicle membrane; Golgi apparatus.
GGCGUGGCCCGGGAGGAAGGCGGCCGAGCUGCCAGUCCCGCAGGUCCCCUAGGCCCCUUUCGCUGCGGCCUUUCCCCAACCCGGACACGGCACUUCUCGGGUUCUGCGACUGCCGCUCGCCCCGGCGCGGCACCGCUCCCUCAGGAGUCGCCUAGGCCGCGCAGUCUCCCGACUUCUCGUCAGGCUUUCGCGCCGGCGCUCCAGCAAUCACUGGCUGGAGAAGGUGGGCGUUCCGGCUCGAGAGGACCCUGCCGCGGCCCCGGAAGAGCCUCGUCCUGGGCGGCGGUGGUGCGGCGGUCGCCGUUAUGGCCACUGGGCUGGGCGGCUGACCGCCGGGCUAGGAAAGGGCCCAGGGCCCCGAAUCUCGGUGGCCGCUGCUCCAGCGCGGCCUGCGCCAUGGCCUCCUCCGCCGCCUCCUCGGAGCAUUUCGAGAAGCUGCACGAGAUCUUCCGCGGCCUCCAUGAAGACCUACAAGGGGUGCCCGAGCGGCUGCUGGGGACGGCGGGGACCGAAGAAAAGAAGAAAUUGAUCAGGGAUUUUGAUGAAAAGCAACAGGAAGCAAAUGAAACGCUGGCAGAGAUGGAGGAGGAGCUACGUUAUGCACCCCUGUCUUUCCGAAACCCCAUGAUGUCUAAGCUUCGAAACUACCGGAAGGACCUUGCUAAACUCCAUCGGGAGGUGAGAAGCACACCUUUGACAGCCACACCUGGAGGCCGAGGAGACAUGAAAUAUGGCAUAUAUGCUGUAGAGAAUGAGCAUAUGAAUCGGCUACAGUCUCAAAGGGCAAUGCUUCUGCAGGGCACUGAAAGCCUGAACCGGGCCACCCAAAGUAUUGAACGUUCUCAUCGGAUUGCCACAGAGACUGACCAGAUUGGCUCAGAAAUCAUAGAAGAGCUGGGGGAACAACGAGACCAGUUAGAACGUACCAAGAGUAGACUGGUAAACACAAGUGAAAACUUGAGCAAAAGUCGGAAGAUUCUCCGUUCAAUGUCCAGAAAAGUGACAACCAACAAGCUGCUGCUUUCCAUUAUCAUCUUACUGGAGCUCGCCAUCCUGGGAGGCCUGGUUUACUACAAAUUCUUUCGCAGCCAUUGAACUUCUAUAGGGAAGGGUUUGUGGACCAGAACUUUGACCUUGUGAAUGCAUGAUGUUAGGGAUGUGGAUAGAAUAAGCAUAUUGCUGCUGUGGGCUGACAGUUCAAGGAUGCACUGUAUAGCCAGACUGUGGGAGGAGGGAGGAAAGAUGGAAAACCACUUAAAUGUGAAGGAACAGCAACAAGACCAGUAUGAUAUACCAAGGUAAUAAAUGCUGUUUAUAACUUCUUUAAA